AACCUGCAUAAAUGUCAGUGAAGGAAGAAGUUAUUAAGAUAAACUCAGAGAGACAGCUAGUCACUUUUCUGUUCUACAGAAGGAACAAAGACAGAAGGGAAAAUAAGAACCCUAGAAAUAUGGUAACAAGCGGAUUCUACUGUAGAGUGUACGCAGUAGAUGGCGAAUUGAUGAAUAGGCCUGUUACGUUUAAAGUCAGUAAAAAUAUACAGAAUAAUCUCAAUAACCACAGGUUCAAUGAAAGUCAAAGGGAUAUUAAGAUAUGAGAGGACAUGACACAUAAAGGAGUCAUUGGGUGUAAGAGUAUAGAUGUUUCCUUUGAUAAAGAAGUCGAUCCUCAGGAAAUAUUAGAUAUUAUGCUUACUUUUGUCGAAUCUACCAUCCAAAAAUCCAACAGUGGUGCAAAUUGUUGGAAUAAAAACAUUACAAUGAUGGAACUGCUUGCGGUUGCCAAGAUCUUGUCCUUCUUUGAACUCACAAGGUUUGAAAAAGAUGUAUUAGCUAAUGUUAUCCAACAGAAGAUCUCAAAAGGUUAACUGAUUAUAUGCUCUAAAUGAGACUUAUCUGAAAUUACAAGAAAGUGAUCUCCAAGAUGAGUCUCAAUACUGGACUUUGCUCACAAGCAUGAUGAUGGAUUUCUGUGUCUUCCAUCUAAGAUAUUUUCUUAAGUGGCAAAGAAGCCAGUUGUUAGAGUUAGCAAAUAUCUCUUUAAAAAUAUUUGAAAUGAUGAUCUCCAAGUCGAUAGUCUACUUCUUUCCUGAUCCAUACCACGAUCACACAGAUGUCAUUGAGUUCUUAAUGGAAGUAAAAGAUUUCGAUAAUAUUUUCGAACUUUUUGAUCAUGAAAAGCAACUUGCUUCUAAUGACGAGAACAGUAGAAUUGAAGGAGAAGUUGUGCAAGACUGAUUCUCGUGGAAGAUCGGGGCUUUUAAAGGGAACUACUUUAAAGAAACCCCUCCAUUUGCUGCAGAGGAAUGAUACUGGAGCAUCCUACUUUCUUAUAUUAAAGAAGAAGAUGAUUUUCUAAAUGUUUCAUUAAGAAUGGUGAACAAUCCUUAUGAGAAGAGAAAUGAGGCUUAUUAUAAGAAAGAAGAAUAUUACUAUCAAUUACCUGAUGAUUUUGGAAUCGGGUAUACAGGAAGAUCCUCCCAAGAAGUUUCUUCUAUUGGCUUAGCACAGCAUUCAUUAGUUUAUAUCUCAGCUGGAGUUAAACUUGAUGAAAGAGAUGAUUUUGAUAAUAUCCAGCUAUUUCCUUUGAUAUGUGCUUCAAAAAUCCCGACCUUACUUGCUAAAAUACCAAAGAAUGUUUUCCUUCAAGAACAGGAGAGCAUUCAAAUAUUCUUCUAUACAAAAAUAAAGCCUACUCUCUCAGCCCUUCUUUCUUACAUUAGUAAGAAUUUUGAUCUUCUUCAUGAUGAUCAGAAAAUAGCUCUUCUAAGUGAAGAUGAUCUCUGAAUUCUCUUGAGACAUAAAGACAUAUCAGUUGGUCAUGAAGACCAAGUCUUGAAAGCUGUCUGUCUCUGGAGGAUAAAACGCCCAAUAGAAAAUGAUUACAGCAAGGUUUAUUCAUGAAUAAACUGGAACUAUUGCUCUUUACCCUGCAUCCUAAAGGUUCUUUAUAAAUACAAAUCAGUGAGAGAAGAUAAGUACCUGAAAAGUUUUAUUGAGCAGGAGUUCCUACGAAGAUGAAAGAAAUCACAGGAUAAUUCAAAAGUUUCGAUGGAUCCUCCAAGACUUCGGUACAAGUACAUAGGUGGAAUUAAGUCGUUGAUUCCUGAUGAGCAGAAGCAAUUUACCCCAGUACUUCCUUUCUUAGUUGAAAACCAUUCGAAGCUCUUCAUAGAGAGAAUGUUUGAGACCAUUAUUGACAUUAUGAAAACAGCUAAAAUUACCAAGCAAAAUGAUGAAAUUAUUACUAAAGCAGAACCAAAAAGAAACUUACUUGGUGAAAAUGAAGAAGAAAAGCGCUUAUCUCUUAAAGGAAGCCACUUUCAUGAAAGUCUCUCCAUGUCAGAUGAAUCUCUCGAGAGCGAAUCAGAUGAAAGUGCUGGAAAUGAUCACCCUGAUAACCUCUUAGCAAACCAAGAGAUCUUUAAGCAACUGCAAAAUCCAGCUGUUGAUAUCCAGGAAUUACUCCAGAGCUAUAAACUCAAAUAAAGAAAUUUGCUUAAAAGAGAAAGAAAAUCUGGUUAAUCAGCUUAAAAAUGUUGAAAGAAACCACAUACACGAAAUUGAGCCUUGCAGAAGGCUAAGUAAUUGAGAAAAUCAAAACCAAGAAGUUAUUUCAGAAGUUAUUGCAAAUCCAUUUAUCCACAAUAAUGGUUGCCAUCCCUCUGGCAGAAAGUUCCAGAAUAACUCCCCUUCAGAAGAUCAAGACCAGUUAGAAGAACCAGAGCCUGAAAGUUUGAUGAUCACCCCUCAAGCUCUGAAGAAGAAUAGUCCUAAAGGAAGCGAAAAGGAAGUCUUUGAAGUCCAUCAUAUUAAGUCUAGUGCAAGACAUAGUGAAGAAAGCAAACACCUUUAUAAUGAAGAAGACAAGGACUCAGAAAAAGACAAUUAUAUAGUCAGUAACAGUAGCAUUAAAGAAAGGUUCAGUAUAAACGGCAUGGGUAAAGCUAAUUGAUCGACUUCCAGAAAUCCCAAGAAUAAUGAUGCAAUGAACAAAAUCUUGAGAGAUAGCAUCAAAGUUAAUUCAUGUGCGGAUUUUGAGCAGAACAAUGAAGUAGCUUACAAUGCAGCUCCAGUUGUAUUACAGACUGCUAAUUUUGAUGAGAACAAUAAUCAGACUCCAGACGUUUCUGAAAUUAAGAAACAAAGUCUAAAGAAUAAUAAUUUUGUAGAGGAUAAUAACUUAAGAGCAAUUCUGAAUUCAAAAUAUUCGGUUCCUAACAGAUCACCAGAUGGAAGUUUGAAAAAUGAAAUGAUUAAUGGAGUUGGAGUUAAGAAAUCGUAUCAAAGUUUUUCAAGACCAGAGAAACUUCUUUGAACACCUGAAGCUUUAAAAGAUGUAUUUGACAAUGAGUUCAUCUCAAAACUCAGGAAGGAGGUAGAAGAAAUCAAAAAUCCAAAAGCCCAAGACAACUCCAGAACCCCUCCUUACCAUAAAAAGCCUUUCCAGAACCAUUACUCCAACAUAAAGACCACUAACACCACUCCUAACAUCCAAACCCCCAUUGCCUCCCCAAAACCAUCCCCUACCGACCUCAAAAUCCCUAAACCACCUCUCAACCUCCACUCUCCUGAAGCCUUCAACGACAUCACCACCUCUCUAUUCCCCAACAAGAUAUUCCAAGACCCCUCUUCUUCCCAGCCCCUCUUCAAAGAUCUCAACUAAACUCCCUAUAUCCAACACCUAAUUUCUCAAUAUCUUAAAA
Moneuplotes crassus is the source of this 3374-nucleotide messenger RNA. Lineage: Eukaryota; Ciliophora; Spirotrichea; Euplotida; Euplotidae. The record is from the annotation of a GenBank genome assembly.